AUGGCUAGUCCUCCCGUUCUAGUUUUCGAUGCCGAGGGCCGUCCGGUGAAGUUCGAAACCUGGCUAGAUGACCUGCACCUGUUCCUACAGCUCACUGCCAAGGAAGACAUCUCGCUGUACGACCACGCCCUAGGCCAUGCUACUGCCCCUGACACGUCUGCUGACAGCACUCUACGCUCUCAGUGGCAGACUCGUGAUGCGCACGCUCGCUUCGCUAUUCGCAACUCCCUGCCGCUAGACGAGCGCGAGCACUUCGGCCAGUGCAAGACUGCUAAGGACCUCUACACCGCUGUAGUUGCCCGUUACUCCUCACCCGCUUCUGCUACGCUAGGCCGCCUCACUCUCCCCUACCUGUUCCCCGACCUAGCCUCCUUUCACACUGUCGCAGACCUCAUCACCCACCUUAAGACUAGUGAGGCCCGCUUUCGCGCUGCUAUGCCUGCCGAGUUUCUCACUAGCAACCCCCCCCCGCUCUGGAUCACUCUCUACCACAUCGUCACCCGCCUCCCUGACUCUCUGCGCGCAGUCAGGGACCACUUCCUCUCUCGCUCCCCCACUGAGCUCACUGUUGCCCUCCUCGAGAAGGAACUGCUUGCAGCUGAGGCGAGCAUCGUCGCUGUAGGCACCUCUCGUGGCGACCCCCGCACCCCGUUCUUCGAGGGGUCGGGACCGCGUCUGCUUCGAGCGGGCGCCGCAGGAGCAAGGGAGGCAGGGGUGGGGGUGGUGGCGGAGGAGGUGGGGGUGGAGGCGGUGGGAGUGGAGGCGCGACUGGGGAGGCUAGUGGCGGCAGUGGGGGAGGAGACAGCAGCGGCGGGAGCGGUGGCAGGGGCGGAGGCGGCAGCGGAGGUGGAGGUGGUCGUGGCGGCGGCAGGGGUGGAGGUGGCCGAGGCGGUGGUGGUGGCGGUGGUGGUCGUGGAGGCACUGGCGGAGGCCAGAGUCAGCAGCCCGCCCCGACGCUUCAGGCCGCCCGUGAGUGGUAUGCGCAGCGUAGCUCUACCUGCACGUACGUCAUUCGCACAGGUGACCGCAGCGGCCAGCAGUGUGGGAGGCCGCACCCCACGCAGCGCUGCUUCGCGCGCCUUAACGACGCGUGGCGCACCCAGUUUCCUGAUGCCACUGAGCUGCCGCGCUGGGCUGAUCUGGAAAAGAGGGGUGUCGAUAUUUGGGCUCUAG
Molecule: messenger RNA, 1173 nt
Organism: Closterium sp. Yama58-4
Lineage: Eukaryota; Viridiplantae; Streptophyta; Zygnematophyceae; Desmidiales; Closteriaceae
Source: the annotation of a GenBank genome assembly